AUGGAGGCCCAAAGCCGAGUUAGUCAACUUGAAGAGAAUGGAUUCAACGAAGCUUCGCACCGCGGUCAGUCUCGACCUCCAGCGUCUGGCACAGCCUCGCCACAUCCAAUGGCCAGCCGAUCUCCCUCAGCGCAGCACAUGCUCGACGCUCUCCAGGACGAGUCUACCUCGCCGGGAACUCCGAAUCGCUUUGUGAAGACACCAGCUCCAGACGCGUCGACAUCUGGACGCCUCUUUCACCCCGAGGCUUCUCUUGUCCUGAUUGGAAUCAGGGCAUCUGGAAAGCGAUCCUUAGGUCUCAUUGCAGCCACUGCUCUCGGCCGGCGAUUCGUGACCGAGGACCAUUAUUUCCAGAGCAUCAAUGGCCUUUCGAGACAAGACUAUCUCAAAGUCCACGGCAGUGAGCAAUUCCAUCAGCAAGACAUUGAGACUUCCAAGCGAAUGCUAGAGGAUAAUAAGCACCGAUGCGUCAUCGAUUGCGGCCUCGGAAGCCUCACAAGUGGCCUCCAAGAUUAUUUGAGACGCUACAGCCAAACCAACCCUGUGGUGUUCGUGCUCAGGGAUAUGGACCAGAUCAAGGCAAUUCUCAACCUGGACGAUCGAGCUGCAAAACUCCUUGAGCAUGGUAACUCAACCCAUCGGAAGUGCUCGAAUUUUGAGUUUUACAACCUAGAAGAUGAAUCUAUGAACGGCUCUGCAGACCCCGACACGGCAGACCGCGCGUCGCCAAACUACUCUUUCAAACUCAGAAAUGCUCAGGCCGAUUUUUCGUCUUUUGUUCGAUUUAUCGCCGGUUGUAGAUUGACUGAUCCGGCCCUGCUAUCUCCGUUCUCUUUGGAUGGCCCUGUCGAACUACGGACCUAUACUCACGCACUUCUUAUGACGCUGUCAGACUUCGUCGUUGGACGCGUGGACUUCGCAGCCCUGGAAUCUGCUGGCGAUGUCUUGGAGGUCUAUGUUGACCGGUGGCAGCCGAGUAUGACAAGGAUGCUGAGCAAGAUGGUGGCAGCCGCCAGAAGAGCGCUGGGAAUACCCAUUCUCAUAUCAGCCAGUCGCAGACUAUCUGAAUCCAUGACAAUAGAAACGUACAUAGCAGUUCUGUUGCAAGGACUUCGACUCGGAGUACAGUACAUCUCUGUUGAUCUCGACCUGGAUCCCAGCCAGAUUGAUCGUCUCAGAGCCAUCAAGGGCCACACCAAGCUGAUUGGCAACUAUACCAACUACGUCUCCAAGGAUAACGGCUGGAAAGGGACAACAUUGUGGAAGAUGUACCAGAGAGCCCUUGAUUUCAAGUUCGAUAUGGUUCGCCUGCUCAACGUUCCAACAUCUCGCCAGGACAAUGACGCGGCGAUGUGGUUCGCCGAACAAUUGAAAGAUCUUCCCGGGCCUCGACCUAUUGCAACAAUAUAUAAUGUCGGAUUUCUGGGGCGAACAUCACAAGUCGUGAACCCUGUGUUGACAACGGUUACUCACCCCAGCCUCCCCGUGGCCGAAGCAGGUCGUGAACAUGUCUUCCGGCCUUUGUUAUCCUCCAAGCAGAUCAUCAGUGCUCUUUUCGACAGUUACAUCUUCGAUCCUCUCCAAUUCUACGUCGUCGGAGCCAAUGUCUCUUUAUCUUUGUCGCCAGCAAUGCACAAUGCUGCAUAUAAGUUCCUCGGCUUAAAACACCACUACAGCACGAAAACCAUCACUAGCUGGGCAGAUAUCGAAAUGCUUGCUAAAGAUGACACCCUAGGCGGUCUGAGUGUGGUGCAGCCAUACAAGGUCAAACUGAUUCCUCACAUGCAUGCGCUCAGUGGACACGCGAAAGCUAUUGGAGCCCUCAACACACUGAUUCCCCUCCGGCAACAAGCUUCCGAUCUUACCCCUUCGUUAGACGUACAAGCCCAGCUUAGGAAUCGCGCAGGAAAAAUCACCGGCUGGUUUGGUGAGAACACUGAUUUCAUAGGCAUAAUGAACUGCGUUAGCAGAAGUCUAUCUCCACGCAAUGUAAUCCAGCCGAAGACCACCAGCCUGGUGAUUGGUGCUGGAGGCAUGGCAAGAGCUGCAGUCUAUGCAAUGGUGCAGAUAGGCUGCAAGCACAUAUUUGUUUACAACAGGACUAUCUCAAACACCAGAUCUCUAGCUCGCCACUUCAAUGACUGGGCUCGGGCUCAGACAAGUGGAGUAGCAUUAACGAGUCCCCACGAACCGGUGAAAGUUAUCGAACAUACCACCGAUCCUUGGCCUGCAGACUUCGCGCCUCCGACUAUUGUGGUGUCUUGUGUUACACAUGAGCUCCUCGAUGGGAAUCUAGGCGCUGACUUCGAGAUGCCAGAGCAAUGGAUGCAAUCACUAAGCGGUGGCGUUGUUGUUGAAAUGGCAUAUAUGACAAAGGAGACGCCACUGAUCAAGCAGAUUAAGCGAUUCCGAGAGUUAACGCAGAGACCAUGGGUUUUGGUCAAUGGCAUCGAAGCCCUGAUUGAGCAAGCUGUCGGCCAAUUCGAAUCAAUGACUGGAAGGAAAGCGCCAAAGCGUUGCAUGGCAGACGCCGUCGACGCGACAAUCCGACAAAACACAUCGUAUCUGGUUGAUAGAGAGGAAUUCUUCGCAUGA
Messenger RNA from Cladophialophora psammophila CBS 110553, 2595 nucleotides. RefSeq lists its product as uncharacterized. The transcript has a single exon. Gene Ontology annotation, biological process: chorismate biosynthetic process. The record is from RefSeq and is a predicted model, not a curated record. Lineage: Eukaryota; Fungi; Ascomycota; Eurotiomycetes; Chaetothyriales; Herpotrichiellaceae. Bases 1 to 2595 code for a protein of 864 amino acids. Gene Ontology annotation, molecular function: 3-phosphoshikimate 1-carboxyvinyltransferase activity; 3-dehydroquinate dehydratase activity; shikimate 3-dehydrogenase (NADP+) activity.